Messenger RNA from Dovyalis caffra, 411 nucleotides. The record is from the annotation of a GenBank genome assembly. Lineage: Eukaryota; Viridiplantae; Streptophyta; Magnoliopsida; Malpighiales; Salicaceae.
AUGCAGCAAGGUUUACAUCAUGCUUGGGAGUUGGGAUUUAGAAAUAUCAUUCUUAAAGUUGACUGGCUGGAACAGGAAGCCUUGCAUAUGGUUAGGGAGGCUAAUCCUUUAUUUCGUCCAUGCCAUGCUCUAGUUGCUGAUAUUUCUGAGCUGGUUAAGAGAAAAAACUUCAUCUUGCAAAAAUGCUCAUGUUCUCAGAGAGGGAAUAGCUGUGCUGACAUUAUGGCCAAGUUAGGUGCCAGUGGUUCUAAUGCAUUUGUUGAAUGGUCUGAUCCUCCUUGGCGAGUUCUGCAGGCAUUACAUGGUGAUGCUAGAGAUUUGAAGCUCAACCAUAUUAUGUGCCCUCAGCCGACAAUAAAAUGUUUUCAAGGUGUUCAAAUGAUUGAAGCUGCUAUAAUCAGAAUUUCUUGA